Messenger RNA from Akanthomyces muscarius, 249 nucleotides. RefSeq lists its product as uncharacterized. The record is from RefSeq and is a predicted model, not a curated record. The transcript has 2 exons. Bases 1 to 249 code for a protein of 82 amino acids. Lineage: Eukaryota; Fungi; Ascomycota; Sordariomycetes; Hypocreales; Cordycipitaceae.
AUGACUGGCACAUCGAGUACCGAAAAGGCCGUCGAAAUGACGCGCCCAGAGCCCGCCAUGUUCACCAGCCAGCCAACCCGUCACCAAGCUAUGGACCCCCAACAAGCGCACGCCGAAACGGCCGAUACUCAGAACGCCGACCCCGAACUCGGGCUGCGAGGAGGCGGAGAGACGUGCCCUGGCCGGUUCUGCUUCAUUAUUCCAUGCCCGAUUCCUUGCAACUUCUGCAUCUUCCCUUGCCCUUGUUAA